GGCACACAAGGCACCAUGCUCCUCGCUGAUACCUCAGCCUAGACCUCCACCCAUCAAAGAACGAAGUAAUAACCAGGGGGGACAUUUCAGGGAACAAACCUAGAGCUGCAUCGUCAGGAGAAACACCAGCAAGCAUGACUAAGUCAGAAGGAGCGAAGCCGGCUGGUGACCUGCAGGCUAAAGUGACGGGCGUAAAAAAGCUUUUGGCGCACUUCAAGAAGAAACUCACAAGCGUCAAGAAACAGCACAAAGAGGCCGAGAAGGCCCUCAAGAAAGUGCAAAAGCAAGCCGAGCAAGCAAAGAAGAAGAUGGGUGGCGACGACAAGAGCGACGACAACGACAGCGACAACAACGAGGCCAAAGACGGUGAUGAUGCCGAGGAAUGUGAUGCCGGAAGCGACACGAUGGGUGCCGAGGCCGGAGAUGGUGAUGGUGCCGAAGAGCUUGCUAGUUAACGGAGGGAAAUGUGAAGGCGAAGAGUGUGUUGCUGUCCCAGCACCACCGUACAACAAGUAGAAUUGCGGAUGCUGGAUUGGUGGCGCAACGAGCUCGCCGAAUCGAUGGCGUAUGCCCCGACCACAGAAGGAUUGGAGGACAUCUACGAUUGAUUGACUGCUGACACUGCUGUCAAGAUUCAUCGUGGUAGGGUUGUUCAUUUGACAGGCUGGUUCGUUCGACCAUGCUGCUUUGUGAUAUCGAAGGAGGACGAAGACGACAAACCAUGGUGAUUGGUUGCUCGGGUAACGCAUGAAUGGUUGCGUCAUCGAUCUCUGCUCUUGGCGUUAUCGCUACUGGAUGUAAUCCUUGGCUGGGGAAGACGAAGAAUGGGUAAAGAAGAGAACAAACAGCAGAAUAGUGACUUGCAAUUUUCGUGCGUGUCGGGGCCGCGACUAGAAGUAAAUAUGUUGCAGUCUGGGUGGACGCUCGAAAACGUUCACAGCUUGUGACCACCCGAAAGGUGGCGGAGGCGGUGCAUUGGGCGGAUCCGGCCGAAAGAACCGUGCAGAGGCUGUUCGUUCCAUUUUGUGGUCGCCGUGCAACCUGGUAGAUACCCCAUCUCGAGCUUCGCAAAGCAAC
Molecule: messenger RNA, 1077 nt
Organism: Ectocarpus sp. CCAP 1310/34
Lineage: Eukaryota; Phaeophyceae; Ectocarpales; Ectocarpaceae
Source: the annotation of a GenBank genome assembly